This is a messenger RNA of Etheostoma spectabile (orangethroat darter), 4194 nucleotides long. Its product is annotated as ankyrin repeat domain-containing protein SOWAHB. The record is from RefSeq and is a predicted model, not a curated record. Lineage: Eukaryota; Metazoa; Chordata; Actinopteri; Perciformes; Percidae. The transcript is spliced from 14 exons. Bases 189 to 1316 code for a protein of 375 amino acids. Gene Ontology annotation, molecular function: protein binding.
AAGGGUUAACAGGAGGAGGCGCAGCAGCGGUCAGCUCGUCUGGGUGGAGUAAAGUUUAGAUAAAAACUACUACAACAAAUUAGCCAAGAGGACUGCAUUAUGGCGGAGUGGAAAAUACCGAGAGAGUAGAAAGCAUCUUCCACACAGACUCCCGCUCGCGACAAAAGACGUUAUAACGUCGGGCGGAGAUGGGUGGUGUGAGCGAAGACUCGCUGCUGGAUUACUUCUACUCCACGGGAGGCAACUCAGGGAGAGUCAAAAAUGCAGAUUUACUGAAGACAUUUAAGCCCUUUAUUGGCCACAGUGACUUGCAGUUACGUGCUAGAUACAGAGAGGAAUUCAAGCUCAUCAUUGACCGAAUCGCUGUGGUGAAGUCAGAGAAUGGUGAGAAGUAUCUUGUCCUAAAGAAGAAAUACAGACAAAUGCUGCAUGAACGAGACACCAAACACCACGGGACCGACGGGGAUGGACAGAGCGGUGCGAGUCCGACCCGAGCUCCGGCCACUGCCCAGUGGGACGCCACGGACACCUCGGCUUCUUCUCAUCCACAACAGGAUGAGCAGAUGCCAUGUGGAGGGCCCGACGCUGCUGCACAGGACCAGCAGACAGGAACAUCCUUCAUGCAAGUUCCUGUCAUCCAAACCCAGGGACCCUCGGCACAAAGCAACGGGGACGAGGAGCUGGACAAAGAUUCGGGGUCAAAGUCCGAGUCAGAGCAAGACGAGGAGUCCACUGGCAGUAUGGGCUCUGCUGCCGUCGCUCUGGAUCCUAUAGAGAAAGAGUGGAUCUACUCGGCUGCAGGUGCUCGAGUCCCUGACCUCUCUCAGCUGCUCAGACAGGACCCCUCGCUGGCAAACAAGAAGGACUUCACCUCGGUGAUUACCGCUCUGCACUGGGCUGCCAAACAUGGCAACAAGGACAUGGCCUCUCUGGUGGCUAACGCAGGCGCUGACGUCAACACAAAAUCGCAUGGGGGAUAUACACCUUUACACAUUGCAGCGUUACAUGGUCAUCGGCAUAUUCUAGACCUGCUCAUAGUGACAUAUGGGGCCAAAGAAAAUGUGAGGGACUACAGUGGCCAUCUUGCCUGCCAUUAUCUGAACGCCAAAGAACCAGAGGGUCUAGAGGAAGACUGCGAGCUGCAUUUUCAAGUCACUCAGGCCCGAGAACGGAACAGGAACCGAAAGUUGGUGUCGCUGUUUCACUCCAAGAAGAAGUGGGGCUCAGCAGAGGAGCUGGCUCCGAUAGAGGAGGAGAGGACGGCGUCACAUCAGCUCAUGCUCCCUGCAUUCAGAGCCAGAAAAUUCUCCCGUUGAGAAAAAACAGACAAAGGGAACGAUUUCUGCUCUCCUACACUCACACAUCCACUUCAUCCUUACAUUCAUAUAUAUUUACAUACAUGAUGUAAACCUACGCGUAUGGAAUUAUUAAUGUGCAUACUUGUUAUGUACACACACAUCAACACCGCUUACAGACAAAAAUCCCCCCCCCCCCCCAGCCCAUUCGCAGAUGCACCUACACAACUCAUCCCAGUACUGAACACAGAUGCUUUAACAGGGAAUAGGAGGUGUUGCAGAUGCUUGUAUGUGUAUUAUCAAUAUUUAUACUGACCAUUUCUUGAAGGCUUUUAAUUUUUAAAUGAAUGUUGCUUAAUGUCACUCAUGCCUUAAUAAGCUCAGAUCACAUGGCUCCUUUAAGCAUGUCAUCGCCUUUUGCGUUUGAGUGAGCAACAGCUGGACUGCAAAAGGGUCCAGAUUCACUUCCAGAGUCUCAGUGUAAAGAAUACGGUUUGAAAUAUUCUGCUUUAAAAGAACCAGAUUUGUCCUUUAAAAAGGGAGCACACUGGUGGUUUGUAUGUUUUGGCCUGUUAAAGGUGCCCUGCCACACGUAUUUCAUGACUCUGUGGUAAUGUCUGAAGUCCUACCAUGGACUGUAACUUGCAAAGAAGACUCAGCUCCAUUUGGGCCAGUUCUCAUUAAUAUUCAACCAGCUUCAAGAUGCUUGACUCUGAUUGGAGAACGGCUAGCCAAUGAGAGCCUGGCUAUCAGCAUCCUUUACCCAGCUCAUGAAUAUUAAUGAGCUCAGGCAACAUGACGUCAGACUAACCAGCUGUUGUGAUUGGUCUGAUUUCUCCUCUUAUUUCUUUUCAGUGGCUACAGCUGAAAGGGGGUAGCAGUUCAUCUUCACAUAGCACAAAUACAUAUAGACCUAACUUAUUUCAAAAAAUAAUAAUAAAAUAAAAAUGGUUUUGUGUGGCAGGGCACCUUAAUGCUGAACAUUUUCCAAAACAUACAUUCAUAAGUUGUUUGACUGACUUUCUACCUUUCACACAGCUGAGGAUUUAGAAUUAUGUCCUUAUGGCAUUAAAGUACAAUUGCAGAGACACUGUAAGGGGGGGGGGUAAAUUGUAAUGCAUUCACCAUUCUAAAAUUACAAUUACUCUGACAACUAAGGGACAGGAAGAAAGUUAUUAAUAUAGACCCUUCAGUGUUUAUAACAACGUGUUUGUAUUUAGGGGAAAAACCUGCACAGCCCCCUUCCCUACAAUAUCUGAAAAUAUUACAUCAUAAUUUACCAUUAAUAACUAAAAAUAUCAAAGAAUUUAACAUGGUGGACCCCAAUGUUUCCAUUUAACCUUAACAUGUUAAUGGCAUAAUCAUUUAAUCAUUUUGACUAUAGUAAAAUAUAAAUGUGUGGUGAGGAAAACUUUAAAGAUCCUCCCCUCCUCUCCCAAUGCACCUCCCACUAGCAAUAAGAAAGAAAUACACAACCCUCCUCCUUUCCUGACCCGCCUCCCUCCAUCAUGUUUCCAGUCCUGAAUGGUAAUGAAAGUCUUGUUGACAGAUGAGUUAGUGAUGCGUUUGUGUUUGCAUAUUGUUUUUUUCUGGUGGAUUGUGAAUGCAACGUUGCUUGGCGGCAAAGCUGUAAUUCACCAAUAUUAGAUAAUGUCCAUGAAUGCACCAGCAACGAACAAAGCUUGAAAAUCAAUGAGACAAUAGUCUAUAUCCUCGACGUUCCACUUCCGGGAUUGAAAUAUAGGAUUAUAUUAUAUAUACUAUUUUUCACUAAUGCCCGUUUCCUUCCUCUAUGUGUUGGCGUUCUAGACUCUGGUGGAUUUCUGAGGACUAUGGUUACCUGGUCCUCAGAUCUCUGCAGGGUAAAUCCACACAGCUAGCUAGACUAUCUGUCCAAGCGGAGAUUGUUCUUGCACGACUAUUUUACAGUGGCUCCGUGUGGAGUUUAGCCCCGCCCUAGACGAUUGUGAUUGGUGACAGGUUUUUCUCCCAUCCCAGAAUGUUGUGUGGACUUGAUAGACCCUCCUCCGCUCUGCAUCGGGUGGAUGGUCUGGCAAAGCGAGACUAAUGAGGCAACAACAACUCUGAUAAGGCAAUGCAAGAAAGGAGGAGAAUUCCCCCCCCCCCCCCCCCACCUCCUCUAAUUUUAAGAUUAAUAAGAAGACACGUCUAAUUUUAUACAUUCCUUUAAUGACAGAGUUUUAGGUCUGGACACUUUUUUUCUGCAUUUACUGCAAUUAGAGGCAUUUAUUUAAAUCCAGUGAGAGUGAGACUUCAGUCUCUCUCUGUUUGAACAUUACAUCACUAUGGAGUAUAGUGAUAUUAAAUCAUCUGAUGUCCAAUCAUGACAAGAGAUGAGUUUUGUUUUGAAACAAAAAUUUUAACUGAGGCAUGUUGGUUUUGAAAAAGCGGACUUUGCAGAAGGAAACGCAUCACUUUUGAUGGAUAGAUAGAUAGAGCUAUAGAUAGAUAUAUUUGGAUAGAUGGAUAAAGCAACAGACCAGUCACCAUUAGUUAUUUCAAACUACACAACACUUUUGCUAUCACUAGCCUAGUUAACUGGCUUAAAACUUUCCAAACCAUCAGUGUGUUACUUUGUCUGAGCCAAUGGGAUAUUCCAUUUCUUUAGAUUUUUCAUCACUAUCUCUAACGCUAAUAAAGAGCGUGUUGUCACUCAGAAACCUUCAGUAUAGACUCUAAAUGUCUGUCGUAUGACGGCUGAUUUUUCAGUCAUGCUGCAAUUUGUCUUUCGUGCCAUCUGAUGUGUUUUUCGUUGUAACUUUUUGGCUAACGCUCAACCUAAUUGUAUAAUCUAAAGUGAAAAACGUGCCUCCAUUACUGUUGCACAAUAUGUACAUAUAAUGAAGAUAUUUUGUAUUAAACUGUAUUUUAUAUCAAA